CGGCGCGCGCGCACGAGUGACGUCGGUGGUGAGGGCCGGGCCGCCAUGAAGCCGGCGGUGGAUGAGAUGUUCCCUGAGGGAGCUGGGCCUUACGUGGAUCUCGAUGAGGCAGGGGGAAGCACGGGGCUGCUGAUGGACCUGGCCGCCAACGAGAAAGCGGUGCACGCCGACUUCUUUAACGAUUUUGAAGAUCUCUUUGAUGACGAUGAUGUCCAGUGACCUUGGUUGUCCAGCAUACAGUGCUGAGAGGCCAAUUGCCUGUGGUGGCUGUUAAUUAUUUAAGUAAUCAAAACAGGAAAAUCGCCAGGGGGUGGAAGGGGAGAAGCUGUAUGAGCUCUUUGGGAAAUAAGAAAAGCAGUUCCUUAAAGACAACCCAGGAGGGAAUUGUGGACUGUUGUUUCUAGAAAGCUGUGUGUAGGUUUUCUGUUAAAUUCUUGCUUACUGACAUGCUCAUUCAAUAAAAUAUUAAAAAGCC
Colius striatus (speckled mousebird) is the source of this 475-nucleotide messenger RNA. RefSeq names its product COP9 signalosome subunit 9 (gene COPS9). Gene Ontology annotation, biological process: negative regulation of protein neddylation. The record is from RefSeq and is a predicted model, not a curated record. The transcript has 3 exons. The coding region runs from base 46 to 219 and encodes 57 amino acids. Lineage: Eukaryota; Metazoa; Chordata; Aves; Coliiformes; Coliidae.